Messenger RNA from Esox lucius (northern pike), 8057 nucleotides. RefSeq names its product nuclear receptor coactivator 3. The transcript has 22 exons. Bases 419 to 4954 code for a protein of 1511 amino acids. Gene Ontology annotation, biological process: cellular response to hormone stimulus; positive regulation of transcription by RNA polymerase II. Lineage: Eukaryota; Metazoa; Chordata; Actinopteri; Esociformes; Esocidae. Gene Ontology annotation, cellular component: nucleus. The record is from RefSeq and is a predicted model, not a curated record. Gene Ontology annotation, molecular function: protein dimerization activity; nuclear receptor binding.
AAUUACCUUAAGAGACAGCCCAUUAGAUAAGGACACACACGCACACCCCAUUAGGUAAGCAGCACCUCCACCACGACACACACACACGUGGCCCCCAUGAGAUAAGGCACACCCCCACCAACAUAUCACACAUACACAGUGUUAGAUAAAGGCUCCAUCCCCCUCUAAUAGGAGAGGAGAUUGAUAUAGACAGAAAAAAGGAUUCUCAAGAUGUCGCUCUCCUGCUUAGCUCGGCCCGGUUUAAAUAUUUAAAGCCAGGAUGGUUAUUUUUCCUUCCAUUGUGCAGUCCGGGAGUUCUGUCUUUUCUCUGACUCCAGCGUAGAAGAUUAGCAGUCAAGUCCAGGAUCGGACAGUUGUCUCCAGAGAACUCAUCCCGUCCACUCCAGGCUCCAUCACAAGGUGCUGAUAUGUAUACACAAUGAGUGGACUGGGGGACAACUCCAUGGAGCCUCUGAGCUCAGAAAACCGAAAACGCAAGCUCUCCACCUGCGACACACCCGGUCUGGGGUGUGAGCGGAGGCGGCGGGAGCAAGAGAGUAAAUAUAUUGAAGAGCUGGCCGAGCUGAUCUCUGCCAACCUCAGUGACAUCGACAGUUUCAAUGUGAAGCCGGACAAGUGUGCGAUCCUCAAGGAGACGGUGCGCCAGAUCAGACAGAUCAAGGAACAGGGCAAAGCGUCCUCCAACGAUGACGAUGUCCAGAAGUCGGACGUGUCCUCCACAGGACAGGGGGUGAUUGACAAGGACCACCUUGGGCCGCUCCUGCUGCAGGCCCUGGAUGGUUUCCUCUUUGUGGUGAACCGGGAGGGCAGCGUCGUGUUUGUGUCCGACAAUGUGACCCAGUACCUGCAGUACAAGCAGGAGGAGCUCAUCAACACCUCUGUCUACAACAUCCUCCAUGAGGACGACCGGGAGGAGUUCCACAAGAACUUGCCCAAAACCAACGUGAAUGGGGUGUCCUGGGGGGGGGAGGCUCCCCGACAGAAGAGCCAUACAUUUACCUGCCGCAUGCUGGUCAAGUUCGGCCACGCCCACGGACCUAUAGAGGAGGGGCCAGGGGGGCCACGCUACGAGACCAUGCAGUGCUUUGCCCUGACUCAGCCCAAGGCCAUGAUCGAAGAGGGUGAAGACCUGCAGUCCUGUAUGAUAUGUGUGGCUCGUCGUGUGACUGCUGUGGAGAGAACGGAGAGUUUCAACACACGACAUGACCUCUCAGGUAAGCUGAUCCAGAUAGAUCAGAACUCGCUGCGUGCGUCGAUGCGUCCGGGCUGGGAGGAACUGCUGAGGCGCUGCAUCCAUAUGUUCCUGCAGCAGAAUGAUGGACAGCCCUGGUCCCACAAACGCCACUAUCACGAAGCCUUCCUGCAUGGUCACGCUGAGACCCCCUUGUACCGCUUCUCCCUGUCGGAUGGUACCCCCGUCACGGCCCAGACCAAGAGCAAGCUGUACCGUCACCCCAUGAGCAACGAGCCUCAAGGCUUCAUCUCCACCCACCUGCUACAGAGGGAGCAGAAUGGCUAUCGCUCCACCCAGGGCGGGGGCAUGAUGCCAGGGCAGAUGAGGCAACCAGGCAUUGGGGGCCCCAACCCCAACACCCAAAUGAACAUGCCCCCCGGUGGAGGAGGAAUGGGGAUGGGGGUUAUGAACCGGGGCUACGGGCCAAUGAAUGAACAGAACCACAUGGGACAGAUGGGAAGUGGCUCAAUGUACGGAGGAAACGGAGGCAUGGGCAACCGAAUGAUGCAGAUGAAUCCGAUGAAUCAAAUGAACCAGAUGGGUCAGGUGAAUCAAAUGAACCAGAUGGGUCAUCAGAUGAACCACCCGGGUCCAGGAAACCACCCUGGCAUGCAGCACUCCCAGCAGCCCCCCUUCCAGAGCAGCGGGGGGUACGGACUGGGGGGUAUGAACAGCCCCAUGGGGAGUCCCCGGCUGAGUGGCCCCCAGCAGGGGCUCCUCAUGUCCCCUCGAAACCGAUGCAGCCCCAAGAUGGGCGCCAGUCAGUUUUCCCCUGGAGGUAUGCACUCCCCAAUGGGCCCUCAUGGAGGAAGUGGAGGAGGUGGCACUUCUUUCUCCAGCAGCUCCCUCAACGCGUUGCAGGCCAUCAGCGAGGGGGUCGGAAGCUCCCUCCCGUCCACCCUCACCUCCCCCUCCCCGGCCCACAAGCCAGACAGCUCCCCCAGCAUCCACUCCUCGUCCCAGUCCUCCCAACCCAUGCAGCCGGCCAAACCGGGCCCAGACGGCUCCAAAAGCCCCCCUGGACCCGGCGAGCACCACCACCCCCUACACCCCCACCACCACCACCACCCACAUCCCCAGGCAGAGAGCUCCGGAGAUCGGUUGGACAACCAGUCAGCGGCAGGCGGCAAGGAGCCCAGGGAGGGGGCCAGCGAGGCUGGGGUAGCCAGCUCAGAGCCCGCCCGAAGAGUUCCAGACAGUAAAGGCCAUAAGAAGCUUCUGCAGCUGCUGACCUCCCCCACCGAGGAGCUGGGGUUGGGGGGAAGUGGUCCGGCCGUGCCCUCUAUACAACCCCCGCCCACCAACCCUCCGGCGGGGUCCAACACGAAAGACCCGGCAGGAGGCAUGACCAGCCCUUCCUCUACCGGAGUGUCCUCCUCAUCCUCGGCAUCCGGCAGUCAGAGCCAGUCGUCAGGCCCCGGGGGCGCAGCUCUGGCCAACGCUCUAGCCUCGGCCCACUACACGGCGUCGCUGCAGGAAAAGCACAAGAUCCUCCACAAGCUGCUGCAGAACAGCAACACGCCCGACGAGGUGGCCAAGAUCACGGCCGAGGCCACUGGAAAGGUAACCCUGGGGGGUCAGGAGAUCCCAGGAGAGACCCCUGGGGGGGUACCGGCAGCUGGAGGAGUGACGGAAACCAAGCAGGAGCAACACAGCCCAAAGAAGGAGAAGACCCACGCACUCCUCCACUACCUCCUCAACAAGGACACUAAAGAGCCGGUGGACGUGAAGCCCAAGCCUAAGGAGUUAGAGGGAAAGGGGCCCCCAGGAGCCUCAGCCGGCCCCCCACCUAGAGGCCCUGGUCCCGGCCACACGCCUGAACAUCCGGAGAGCAAGAUCAAGUCUGAGCCACCUGACGAGUUGGAGAACCUGGAGUCGAUCCUAGGAGGUCUGAGGGGUUCUGGCUCCGAGUUUUACCCUGAACAGGGAGAUGGAGGGGCUAACGAAGGAGGAAACAAGGCCCCGGGUGGCCUCGAUGACAACCUACAAGGGAGUCCGGGGAUGCCCGUUGGCCGCUUCCAGAGGGCCAUGUCAGCGGAUGCUAAACCCCCUGGGGGUCCUGGAGGAGCAGGGAGGCGGCCCAUGCUCAUUAAACAGGAGAACAUGAUGGGCAGCCCAGAGGGAUACCCAGGGAACAUGGGUGUGUGUCCGCGAGGCGUUGGAACAAGGCCAAUGAACAGGGGCAUGGGGGUUCCACAGCGUUCUCCCAUGGGUGGUUCAGGGGAUUGGGGGAUGCCCCGCUCCAGCACCAGCCCGGUGGGCUCGGCUGGUCACCCCUCCAUGAUGCGCCCUGGCAAGGACUACAACUCCAAAAGCAUGAUGGGAGGAGGGCCCAUGGUUGCCAGGUCCAACAGCGUUCCAGGCACUAGGUCCAUGCUGCAGCAACAGCUAAUGGACAUGGGAGGAUCUGGUGAAAUGGGUAUGGGGAUGAGUCCGUUCAAUCAGCAGGGCCAACCCAACCAGUCUCCUUCCUGGCCCGACAGUGUGAUGGGAAUGGACAGCAACCACAGCAGGCGUCAGUUUGGUAACGCCCUGGAUGAGCUCCUGGCUCCACCCACCACCAGCGAGGGUCAGAGUGACGAGCGGGCACUGCUGGACCAGCUGGACUCCCUGCUCAACAACACGGACGGCAUCGCUCUGGAGGAGAUUGACCGGGCCCUGGGCAUCCCCGACCUGGUCAGCCAGGGCCAGGGGCCAGAGCAGCACGCGGAGCCCUUCCCAGGCCAGGACCCCUCCAUGGUGCUGGAGCAGAAGCCCCUGUACGGCCAGGGCUACCCCGGACCCCCCUCCAUGGCCAUGCAGUCAGCCUACGGCGGGGGCCCCAUGCAGGGACAGCCCCAACAGGGGGGCUUUGGCCCCAUGCUCUCCCAAAUGGGCCAGGGGGGCAGCUUCCCGGGGAUGGGGGGCAUGGUUCACCCCCGCAGCAACCUGAUGAGACCCAGGAUGAUCAGCGCAACCAAACCCAUGAGGAUGCAGCUUCAGCAGAGACUACAAGGCCAACAGUUUCUGAGUCAGACUCGGCAGGGGAUGGCAAUGAAGAUGGAGAACCCUGGACCAGGCAACCCGGGCCUGACUGCUGGCAUGAACCCUGGCAUGAGACCGGGCAUGCAGCCUGGCAUGGGAGGACAGCCUAGCUUCCUGAACUCCCAGAUGAUGGCCCAGCGCAGCAGGGAGAUGGUGACCAUGCAGAUGAGGAGGCAGAGGAUGAUGAUGAUGAUGCAGCAGCAGCAGGCGGCCGCCGCAGGGGGGUUCAGCCCCCCUCCCAACGUCACCGCCCCCGCCGGCAUGGAUGCCCCCAUGGGCGGGCCCAACAUGGGCCAGCCGGGCCCCCAGCCGUUUGGCUACGGGGGUAACUAUGGUAUGGGCCAGCAGGGUGACCCGUCAUUCGGCCCUGCCGGAGGCAGCCCCCCCAACACCAUGAUGUCAGGCCGCCUGGGUCCUCAGAAUCCCAUGAUGCAACAGCAUCCCCAAGGUGGACCCAUGUACCAGAGUGCUGAGAUGAAGGGCUGGUCGCAGGGAGGCAUGGGCCGCAACAGCUCCUACCCACAGCAGCAGUUUGCCCAGCAGGGUAACCCCGGGCAGUACGGGGGCAUGAUGAUGAACGGGGGCAUGCCUUCCAACGGAGGAGGGGCUCACAUGGGCCAGAUGGGCGGGCAGAUGGGGAUGAACCCCAUGGUGAUUGGACGAAUGCCAAUGGGGCCUGAUCAGAAGUAUUGCUGAACCCGAGAUGGAGGCUGCGCUGCACAGAAACACACUGUGAUCCUUUCAGAAACAUGAGUGCAGUGCUCAGUGUGUUCAAGACCAGAGGUGUGUGUGUGUGUGUGUGUGCGCGUGUGUGUGAGUGCGUGUGUGUGUGGUUUUCUACGCCUACCUAUCAGAGAUCAUGUGUUGUCUGACUGGAGGCCAGGGUUGGCAGUCUCACACAAGAAGGAAAACCAAACAGACAAAGCACACAUUAUUCUGACACACACACAUAUAUUUAAAGCAUGGACAUUCUGUGGCAUACAAACAACUACACACCAAAUCACACAUACAUGAAUGUAUGUAAAGGAGACAUGGUGUGACACACAAACACACACACACACUGUUAGACACUCCACUGUUGAAUUCCUCCCAUCAGUCUUCAUUGAUAUAGUUUCAUUAUUGUAUCUGGGUCGAGUUUCCCUGGUCUGGACACGUCACACACUGGACCAAACUAACUGAAGUGUAAACACACCUGAGAAUGAUCCAACGGAUGGACGGAAGGUCAUGAGAAGACGUCCCUGUGGGAUGCAUCUAGCAUCAUGCUGUGUUCUCCCCUGGGUUUAGGGACUCUCACUCUGCUAUGGAACGCCAUGGGAGAAGACUGUUUCCCAGUGUCUGCAGACCUGCUAUCCAAUCCAGUAGCUGAAUCCUAAUGAAGGACAUAAUACUAUGUAGUCCAUGGCUGGAGAAGGUGGGAGUUGCCUGUAACCACUGAGGCGGGAUCAGCUAUAGUUCCAUCCUCCUGAUGGUUAGGGUUAGGGACUGGUCCUGGAUCUGUGGCUAGGGCACCCAGUCAGGGGUACGACAGAAAGAAAUAGUAGUUGGCAGUGAUUGCACUUUACGGAAAGGCUGUCGUCGAAAGGAUUGUGGCAAUAUUUCUUGGUCAAAGAGGCCUUUACCCAAGAAUUAAUGCAUAAAUGCAAAUCUUGUUGUAAAGUUUUUUUAUUUUUUGUCUUUUGGUGUAUGGGGACUGUUUUGAUUGGAAAUGGAUUACGGCGACGAUCAUUAUGGAAAAUGGUUAACCAAUGGAAAGGCAGUAAGCACAUAUUUUAUACAACGCUUUCUUCUGCAGUGUGUUGAUUAUCAGGAAGUUUCAAUUAUUAAAGAAGAUCCUUAAAAUGUACUGAUUUAAUUCUAACACAGUGUGCACAAUUACUCUCAUAUUUAUACAAUAAUUCAUAAAUGUAAAUGAACAUUUUAAAAGCUAAUGUGUAUAUUGUAUUUUUAAUGAGGAAUUUAUAAGAUUUAUGUUCUUGGUUACUUGAUAGCAUUCAGUAAUUGAAUGAGUUGAUUCCUAAAGUAAUCCACACACUGUGAAAGAAAGGGUUUCCCUGAUUUUAGUGUAUGUUUAUGCAGAUUUCUAGCAAUAAUCCUUCCCUUGGUUCUCCAGUGAGGGCAAAGUGAAGCAUAAUGUACUCAAAGCGAUGGUACUGCAGUAUUAGGAUGUGAGUUGUCUCGUUUGGGAUUUUUUUCUUCUGUUUGUGAAUAUAAAUUGUAAAUACGCUUCAAAUGUAUUAUAUAUAUAUAUAUAAAUAUAUGCUUUUGUAGGUCACAUACUGUUUUUGCACAGAUUGUAAGGCUUGAUAUUUAAACUAUAAUUUUCUUAUUCUGCCGUAGGUCAAAACAGCUUUUAUUUUCAAUACUUCAACCAUGGGAGAAAAGGAAAUGGGUCUUUCUUUGAUCAGUAAUUAAAUAUUUUAGCUCGGUUUCUCUCAGAAAGCUACAACUGCCACUUUUGUUCGCUCCGAAGCACUUUUUUUAUUUGUGAUCUUGAAAUCAUACAUUUAUCUUUUUCAAAGACAUUUGCAUAGAAUUAGAGGCACUUGUGUGAUCCUUUCCUUUUUAUAUCAAUAUAUUUGUAAUUCAGAUGAGCAAACAAACACAAAAUUCCUAAAAGUGGGUACAUGUGAUUGUGUUAGGCUGACCGGGUCCAUGGUUCUGUUCCGUGUGUGGGUUGAUAUUUUUAGAUGGGGCCCUUUGUGUCCACUGGCUCUAGAUCCAUUCCUUAUGUCAUACUCUGUUAUUGAUUAGAAGACCAUGUGCUCACAGGUAUACUAUUAGACAACCCAGAGCCAUUGCAAUAUCCAGACUGCUUUUCUAGUUUUCUCCCCUUCCAUUGGGCACAAAUUCUGGGUUGUGCUGGUCAGCUUUACUUUAUGUAGUUCUUCUGGUUUUGGUCUUGAUCACUGCAGUUAGUUCUAAUUGUGACUUUUUUCAAUAGGAAUAGUCAGCCCAUACUGAUGGAGGCUGGCUACUCUACAUGGUCAUUUGGAGUCAAUCUGUCUGGUCUUUGAAGGUUACUUUUGGACAUGAUUUUGUGAUUACAUGUUGACCCUUGAUAUUUGCCUUUAAUUUGUUUUGUUUUUUCAUGAAGCUUUGUGGAAAAUGUAUAACAUGCUCAAUCCAAAGAUUUUUGUUCUUUUUAAUUCUGAAACUGGUUCUUGAUGGUCAAAGUAUGCUACUUUUUAGUUUUUAGGUAUGUAUUCCCAUUCAUAUACAACAUAAAGUUAACAUGGGUCUGGUUCUGCUGAAAUUAUUUGAAUCCUGUUUGUGAUUGUUGUUUUAAAUUUUCUUCUUCUUUUUGUCUUUUAAAAUGUAUGGCCAGUUUAAAGUUGUGGUGCUAGAAACGAUUAUUUCAUGAGAUUGACCACUCAGAGAAGCUCUUUAAGUGGCAUUAACCUGACAUAGAAGAUAACUGUGGGGAUUCAAUACUAUCCUAUGGUUUUACUAUUUAGAAUGCCUCUUGAUGCUGAAGGCGAUGAGAUCUUUUUCACGAUGGAGAAUGUCUUUAAUAUAAUGGAAUAGCCUGAAGUGAUUUUUUUUUCAGUCUUGGUGAAGUACAUUGAAAAAGACUUACCUACAGAAUAUUCAAAAGAACUGUUUUCUGUGCUUUUGCUUUAAAGAGAAAAAAGGUUCCCUGUAGAUGUGUCCCUUGGGUUUAAUGAGAGGUGAAGAAAAUAUAACACGCAGGGGAAGCAUACGGUCACAGUUUCCAAGAUGUAAAUUACUGUUGCAUUUUUUUCUUACUUGUUUCUUGAUGUUAAUAUGGAUGUAAAUACAAAUUUCUAUUUAAACAUUA